AUGAGAACAAGAACAGCAAGAACAGAGACGAGACCAACUAAGAGAUACCAAAGAACAACAGAGACGAGAAACAAGAACAAGAUAACAAAGCAUCAACAGAGACGAGAGAACAAGAACAGCAAGAACAGAGACGAAGACCAACCUGAGACAACAAAGAACAACAGAGGCGAGAACAAGAACAGCAAGAACAGAGACGAGACCAACUACAGAGAUACGAAGAACAACAGAGGCGAGAACAAGAAUAGCAAGAACAGAGACGAGACCAACUACAGAGAUAACAAAGAACAGAGGCGAGAACAAGAACAAGCAACAAAGAACAACAGAGGCGAGAACAAGAAGAAAAGAACAGAGACGCAUACUAACUACAGAGAUAACAAAGAAAUAACAGAGGCGAGAACAAGAACAGUAAGAACAGAGACGAGACCAAUCUACAGAGAUAACAAAGAACAACAGAGGCGAAAGAACAAGAACAGCAAGAACAGAGACGAGACCAACCCAGAGAUAACAGAAGAACAAAUGAGGCGAACGCAAAACAGUAAGAACAGAGACGAGACCAACUACAGAGAUAACAAAAGAACAAACAGAGGCGAGAACAAGAACAGUAAGAACAGAGACGAGACCAACUACAGAGAUAACAAAGGAACAACAGAGACGAGAACAAGAACAGCAAAGAACAGAGACGAGACCAACUACAGAGAUAACAAAGAACAACAGAGGCGAGAACAAGAACAAGAUUUAUAUCAAGAACAGCAAGAACAGAGACGACUAACCACAGAGAUAACAAAGAACAACAGAGACGAGAACAAGAACAGUGAACAGAGACGAGACCAAUCUACAGGAGAUAAUAAAGAACAGAGACGAGAACAAGAACAGCAAGAACAGAGACGACCAACCCAGAGACAACAAAAUAUCAAACAGAGGCGAGAACAAGAACAGCAAGAACAGAGACGACCAACUACAGAGAUAACAAAGAAAUGUAAAUAG
Molecule: messenger RNA, 984 nt
Organism: Homarus americanus (American lobster)
Lineage: Eukaryota; Metazoa; Arthropoda; Malacostraca; Decapoda; Nephropidae
Product: vicilin-like seed storage protein At2g18540
Exons: 4
Coding region: 1-984 (327 amino acids)
Source: RefSeq, a predicted model, not a curated record